Porites evermanni is the source of this 998-nucleotide messenger RNA. The record is from the annotation of a GenBank genome assembly. Lineage: Eukaryota; Metazoa; Cnidaria; Anthozoa; Scleractinia; Poritidae.
AUGAUAGGCGGGGGUGAAAAGUCAACAACGAGCAGCUACUUUUCCUCCCUUAAGUACGAAAUCAACCGCUUGACUAAAAUGGUGUAUCGUAAAGAGCAGCAAAAGAACUUUGACCAUCCUGGCCAGUGUACAGGUAAUGUGGGUUAAUUGUUUACCUUGAUCAUGUUUUGCAUGGAUUUAGGUAACAGUUAAAUAGUGCUGUGUCUACUUAGUGUAUCCCAUGCAUGAGCAAUCUAUAGGCCGCUGAUUUCCACCUUCAGUUGGAAGGUUGCAGUUCUUAAUAACCUCAUGAAACUCACAUACCGAUUUGAAUUGUUCUUGUUAUUAAAAAUUAGGUGAGAAAAUGGGGGUAGAAUAUCUCUACAGCCAGACAGGGAAGACUUGGUCUUCAGAUGUCAGUCGUCUUGAUCCAGAUGAACCUGAUGAACUGACUGAUGAGUUGACUGAUGACUCCCUAGAUGAAGGUUUUGUAGAGAGUGAAGAGGUGGAUCCCACUGUUGGUGACCUAGAGCCAUCUUCUACAGAUCAGCAGCCCUCAAGUGCAAUCACUCGUAUUUUACACAAUUGAAAUUAGUGCUAAUCUGUGAUUAUUUGAGUUACAAGACAGUCUUUCCCUUGAAAUCUUUGUUUUAAUUCGGGCAUUUUCAAUAUUGUUUUGGUUCUUCUUCUUUCUAGCUCAGUCAUCAAGCCAAGAAGACAGCUCCACUAGAAAUGAAGAACCACCAAGAACUGAUAUACACGUACCUUCCGACACUGAUGACACUUCUGAUACUGAGUUGCAGGUAAGAAUACAUGUUGUAUGAGUCAGAAAUUAUUUUUAGCCUGGCCAAUAUUGACUUUAUUAUACCUACAAAAUCAUUAUUAUACCUUCUGUGUCUUCUAAUCUCUCCUGUUUCCUGUAGGAGACAGUUGGUCCUCUUGGAAUUCUUGUUUGGGAGCAGAUCCAGCAGCUUACCAAUGCACUCUUUGAGCUACGAGAUUGCACUGCCCUAACAGAA